This is a messenger RNA of Panicum virgatum (switchgrass), 2737 nucleotides long. Its product is annotated as expansin-A11-like. The transcript has 5 exons. The record is from RefSeq and is a predicted model, not a curated record. Gene Ontology annotation, cellular component: extracellular region. Lineage: Eukaryota; Viridiplantae; Streptophyta; Magnoliopsida; Poales; Poaceae. Gene Ontology annotation, biological process: plant-type cell wall organization. Bases 1592 to 2329 code for a protein of 245 amino acids.
UUCUAGUUAGUAUGUUCUUAGAGACAAAUCUAGGAUAUGAUUUCGUAGAGUUAGCACUUCUUGUAGAUAUUGUUCAAUCCAACAUCAUCAAGAAAGCGUGUGAUAGGUUUGUUGAAGUUUUCAUUACCUCCAAACUAAGUAUAUUCUUUUUUACGUAUUUUGCAUUUUUCGUUAACAUAAACAUGCGCUACUUGCAUGUAUUCUGUUCCCCUAAUGUGCUACUAGCACAUCUUUAACAAUAUGUACUUUAGCAUGUCAUCUUUCAUAUAUAUAUUUCACGUUAGGUUUUACAUGAUCCACAAACCUGCCAAGCCUUGACGGAUUUCACCUGCUAAGUUUUGCAAGAAUGUGCAUUGCCAGUUACCACACUUGAGAAAAUUACACACUGGAAGGCCUUUUCACCAAAUACUGAAACGUUGUACAUUGUUAGUAUGUGGCAUCUCUGGAAAUACUUUUACACAUUCUUUUUAUGUGGAGGGUCUCUAAAUCCCUACAUAACAUCGAACGGUAGCUUGUGAAGUUGGAUGUGAGUGCAGUGCUGCUACUGGCCAAAAACUUUGGUAAAGAACUCAUGGAGCUUAGUGAAGUCUCAGUGUUCAGAGGACAUCAUUUGUGAAUGGUGCAGUGGGUUUAUAAACAACUGCACAAAAAUGCAGCACGGUGUUAUCAAGAUCCUGCCAGCAUUGAGACUUGAUUAAAUCUGGAUGGCCUACAGCUAGCCAGGCAUCUGGAAUUGAAGCUGGUGCACGUCAUUUUGAAAUAACUGCUUGAAAUUUGUGCAAAUCUGGGUGCAAUGCUGCAGCAUGAUAUGAACAGAUCCACAAUAUAUUUAUAUCUAGCACCAGUGCUGAGGCUUGUGAGCUGAGCUGAUAUCUUCAAACUUCAAAGGUUUAUGAUGCAAUCAGUGCUUCUGAGUUUCAACUUCCAAUCUAAGAUUAUCCAGACAUACCUUUUUUAGUGGCAGCCGACAUAUUAUCAUCUGAUCAUCAAAUGAAAUGGUCAGUGGCCUCGUGACCAUCAAACCUACCACAUGAAACACUGGCUUCAAUUUCAAGCGAGUUCAAAGUCAAUGCAAAGUUGGAAUUCGCGCCCAUGGCCAAAGUAAAAGGACUCUUUUCUAAUCCAGUUAGGUUUGGCCUGAUUGCCCAUUAACCAUCUGAUCUCCUCCCUUGAUAGAUGUGAAGUCAAUGUCUCUCCUUACAGUUUGUUAGUGAUGCAGUACAGGUGCCCCCCCACCCCCAGUCCCCAACUGGGCAAUUUGCCCAUGUUACCAGUUUACUUUUCCAGCCGAAAAAAUUGCCCCGAAUCUUCUGUAUGUUUAAUUUGGAAAUAGCCUUACCACUGGUCUGAAUUUAGACUUCAUCAGACUAUAGAACAUGCAGCCAUAUCUCCAAUAAAAUUUUCAUAAGAAAAGGGAGAGAUUCCUCCGUACACGUAGCAUUUGCCUGCAUGAGUAAGCGCCUAUAUAUGUCCACCCCAGUUUCCUCCUACCAUCCUGUGUGCACUCGCACUGCAGCAAGUUGAGAGUUGAGAGCCAGCAACUGCAAGCCUAGAGGUGCUCGUCUAGAGCUGCAAAAGGAUAUACUAUACAAUGGAGUCCCUAGGCUUGCUGGCUCUCGCCGUCGCUGCCGUGCUCAAGCUCGCCGCCGCUGACUCCGGCUGGAACGACGGCCGCGCCACGUUCUACGGCGGCAACGAUGCCUCCGGCGCCAUGGGAGGAGCGUGCGGCUACGGUAACUUGUACAGCGCGGGGUACGGGACGAACACGGCGGCGCUGAGCACCGCGCUAUUCAACAACGGCCGGAGCUGCGGCGCGUGCUUCGAGAUCCGGUGCUCCGGCAGCCGUAGCUGCCUGUCUGGCUCCGCCAUGGUGACGGCCACCAACUUCUGCCCUCCCAACUACGCGCUCCCCAACAACGACGGCGGGUGGUGCAACCCGCCGCAGCCGCACUUCGACCUCGCCGAGCCGGUGUUCGCCAGGAUCGCCCAGGCCAGCGCCGGCGUCGUGCCCGUGCAGUACAGGAGGGUGACAUGCGCCAAGCAGGGCGGCAUCCGGUUCACCAUCUCCGGCCACUCCUACUUCGUCCUGGUGCUGAUCACGAACGUCGGCGGCGCCGGCGACGUGACGGCGGUGUCGGUGAAGGGGUCGCAGACCGGGUGGCAGUCCAUGAGCCACAACUGGGGCGCCAACUGGCAGAGCAACGCCCUGCUCGACCGCCAGGCGCUGUCGUUCCAGGUCACCGCCAGCGACGGCCGCAGCGUCACGUCCGCCAACGCUGCGCCCAGCGGCUGGAGCUACGGCCAGACCUUCUCCGGCAACCAGUUCUAGCCGGCCGCCGGCCGCCAUUAGUAGCGCGGGUGCGUCGCCGGAGGAGGGCUCUUUUUUGAAGCAGCUCCCUCGAGAGCGGCAAGGUCUCUGCUGCAGUGCUGCCUGCGGGUCGCGGUGGUUACGGAUUUAUGACUUUACGUCUUCCCGACUCGCAAGGCGUAUGCGCCUUCGCCAGCCGCCGAAGAUGGGGCUCGGGGCGUUUCUAAUCUGCAGCAGGCGUAUGCUUUGCGGGGACGCUUUAAUUAGUCAUCAGGGGUUUUGAGCUCUGAGGAAAAAUAAUUAAUGGCCGGUGGCUGUGGUGAUGAGCAGAAAUUAAGCGGGCUAGCUCGUCACCCGCGCCGUGUACCGCGUGACUGCAUCUCUGCUUGCUUGAAUUAAUGGAUCGCCCUUGAGGGUUUUAGAUGGGCA